This is a messenger RNA of Osmia bicornis bicornis, 3640 nucleotides long. RefSeq lists its product as uncharacterized. Lineage: Eukaryota; Metazoa; Arthropoda; Insecta; Hymenoptera; Megachilidae. The transcript is spliced from 2 exons. The record is from RefSeq and is a predicted model, not a curated record. Bases 1212 to 3494 code for a protein of 760 amino acids.
AAGUCAGCCAAGACAGCCAAGCUAUUAUAAUGACAUUAAAUACUGAUGGAGUUGGAAUCAAGUAAUCCCAUAGAUGGAAUGAUUUGAGAUAUUUGGUGACUGGAGAUUCUUUUAAAACUAUUUCAUAUAGUUUCCGAUUAGGUCAUUCAACUGUAAGUGAAAUUGUAAAAAACACGUGCCGAUCUAUUGUCGGUACACUUAUGAAAGAAGUAAUGCCAGUACCAAUAGAGGAAUUAUGGAAAAAUAUAGCGCAAGAUUUCGAAACAUUGUGGAACUUUCCAAAUUGUAUAGGCGCCCUUCAUGGAAAACACUGUACUAUCGAAGCCCCUGCUAAUAGUGGUUCAGUAUAUUACAAUUACAAAAACACAUUUUCCAUAGUGUUAUUAGCGUUAGUUGAUGCGCGUUACAAAUUUAUUAUAGUUGAUAUUGGUUCUUAUGGCCGAAACAGCGAUGGCGGUAUCUUUGCGCGUUCUACUCUAAGGGAACGCUUGGAAAACGGUAAUCUAAAUAUACCUGCAGGAAAAUAUUUACCCAACUCAACAACGUUUGCACCGUAUGUUAUAGUUGGUGAUGAAGCAUUUCCGCUAAAAAAUUAUUUAAUGCGACCAUAUCCAGGACGCCAAUCAAUCGCAGAUACUGAUAAGACUUAUUUCAAUCACAGACUCUCAUUGGCUCGGCGAUUGGUGGAAAACGCGUUUGGUAUUCUAACACAAAGAUUUAGAAUUUUUUGUAGAAGAAUUAAAAUGGCGCCAGAAAAUGUUAACUAUGUUAUUCUAUCAACCUGUGUACUACACAAUUUCUUACGUGAACGAAAUGACAACACAUAUCUGGUCUAUAGUCAUAGCUUUAAUGCAGAAAAUUCACAACCACAUCUGAGUUCCACGGUGGCAACCGUAGGGAUCGGACGUGUUUAAGAAGGAGGAGAGUUUUUAGGGAGUUUGUUUCCAGAGAUUUUUCUUGGGGCGUAGUGUUUUAAACAAAAAAUUUUUUAGGGGGUUAGUUUUAUUAGUGAGUUUUGUCAUUGGGGGUUGCCUAAAUAAGCAGACCCCAGAAAAAUAGAAGGAAGAGAGAACGUGUUAACUCCCUGUGGCGAACCGUUGCCGCAGGGAGGGAUCUUAGCUCCAAACCCAAAGAAGGGAAAGAAGAAGAAGGAUGGCAGAAUAAAAGAGAGAAGCAAAAGUGAAGGAGAAAGACUGAAGAAAACUAAGGAUAUGGAUGUCGCAAAUAAAGGUGGUUCGGAAGAUUUUGAAGCGGAAUAUUUGGACGAAGACGUUGAAGCUAGGGAGUUUUUUGAAUUCCUUAAGAAGAAUAAGAGACCGUUAGUUAGUGCCAACAUUGAGGAGAUAAAUAUCGUAGAAGAAAACAAGGAGGCCGAAGACAAAGAAAAGUCAACGGAAAAGACUAGGGAGAAACUUGAUAGCCCAGAGAGGGCAGCACUAAUAAGUGUUGGUACCCCUGCCCGAAAUAAGGGGAAGGAAGAAGAAGAAGCGGUGUCGCAUUCUCAAAGGUACCCGUUGGACGAUAAAGACGUAUGUGAAGAAAGCAGGAAAACGAGAAAGAGAGGUGCUGAAGAAGGAACCAUAGUAGUAUUGGAAGGUAACAAAAGAGAUAAAAGAGAAAGGAAAAAUGAAGAAGAUCCUACAAGUUUUCUGUCUUCUCCAAUAGUUGAAAGGGAAAAAGGCAGACACGUGCAGCAAGAAGAAACGGCCAGUGACUCCACAGAAACAAAAGAAGAAAGUAAGGACGAGAAAGAACGAAAGAAAGGAACUGAGAUAGGAAAGAGACAAGAAAAAAGCUUUAGAAGACAAGGUGAGAAUAAACAAAUGUACCUGGAAGAAUUGAAGAGUCGAGAAUAUAUGAUUACGAUGGUCCUUAAAAAAGUAAACUCUAGUAAAUUCAAAAGAAAUAAUAUAAUUAAGAUUUAUAAAAUUAUGGGAACAAUGGCACGCUCUCUACGCGGCUUAAAAAUGGUGGGCUACAAUAAAGCUGAACUUACUUUUAGCGACAUGGCGGCAGCGAACGCAAUCCUCAAAAUGGCGGAACAAGAAGGUGCGCUGUUUGAGGCUUACUUACCGGAUAGGAAAAGAUUUAGAAAAGGAGUGAUUACUGAAGGGGAAGAUUCUAUUGAGGAGCUGAUAGACUUCGUUAUGCCUGGACAAGGAGACUUCGAGUUUAAGAGGCUUAGGAAAAAAACGUAUAACAAUGGUGUUAGUAAAUGGACUGAAGGUGUAGCAAUAUUGGUUACGGUCAAGGGAUACCGGUUACCAACGGAAAUUAAGAUUGGUGAGGGUCAUGUGGGGCUCAGAGUAUUCCCAUAUGUAGAACCAGUGAAGCAAUGCUAUAAGUGUUUUGAAUAUGGGCAUAUCCAAAAGUUCUGCAAAGCGCUUAAGAAAUGUUUAGUGUGUUUGGAGCGAGAACAUGGGUUAUGUGAAAAAUCCGCGGUGUGUAUAAACUGUAGGGGGAAUCACACAUUUCUAUCAAAGACUUGUUGGAUGUUUCAACGAGAGAGGGCGAUUCGUAAAGUGAUGGCGUAUAAAAAUGUGGCUUACGUAACAGCAAAAGGCAUUGUGGCCAGACAAAUUGGCGAAGACUGGGAUAACGAAGCGAUUGGUAGAGAUGGGGGAAGCAGAGACUUUCCAUCUUUCCCAUCAUUACCAAAGAGGAGGACAGAAUACUGGGAGUCGAAAGAAGUCCCCUUAAAUGACGAGCUAGAAGAGUUACGAGAAGCAAAGAAUAAAGCAGGCGCAAGUAUGAGAGGUGCGAGAAGAUGGGAAAAAGAGCAGGAUGUGUCGAAAAGUUUUCCCACCCAAGGAAGAGGAAGAGGAAGAGGCAGAGGUAGAUUAGGAGAAGAAGAAAGAAUGAGGCUGUCCAGGAGUAGGGGUCCACAAAGCCCAGCUAUACGAGUAGCAAACGUUUAUGAAGCGCUCCAAACAGAAGAAGAGGAGACGAAUCAGGAAGAAACCGAAUACGAAUAUGGAAAUGGUUUGCCAGUGGAAAGGGCGAUAAAAAGGAUUAGCAAUAUUGAACAAAGAGCGCAAAAAAGACUAAUUGAACAAUUGGAGAAAAAAAGAGAAGAGGAUUUCCUUGCGGACCUCAUGAGACUUAUAUCCGAUAAGGGGUACGAGCAAGAAGUAGAGAAGCUUCUAAAUGAUAAGAAACCUACAAGUCAGAGGACGGAAGAGGAGGAGUACAUAUACUGGAAUGUUACUAAACAUAGACCGGAUUGGCAUGUACCAAUCCCAGAGAAAACGAAGGAAAAACUGAGAAGGAGACAAGAGAGGUAUGAGAAACAAAAGGAAGAGAAAGAAGCAAAAGAAAAAGAAUUUGAGGAAAUGGCAAUCCGUGCCCACCAGGACUUCGGUUGGACAAGGGAAAGAGCAAAUCAGGAAGAGGAUUACAGAAGAGGAAGACUGGAGGAGCUUAUGAAAAGAAUAGAAGGCAGAAUGCGUGAUAAAAAAAUAGUUGAGUAUGAGGACGAGGCAUCAGGACAAUAAAGUGUGGUUUUGUGUGUGGAUAAAAACUUUGAGCGUAUGGUGUGUAAUAAAUGGUAAUGAGUUCAAUUUAAAUGUUAAGAUAAAAAUGGAAUAUCAAUCAAGGAUGCACUUUUUGUUUAGGAGAAAAUUCUAUUUUAGUUUUAUCU